AUGGAAGCCCCCACGACCCAGCGUCCUGCCACGCUGCCCGGGCGCAAACGCAGCCCCUCACCUAAGAGCAAGCGCCAAACCCCACCGAAACAGCACGAUGUCCAGAUUAUCGAGCCCGAGCCGCUCCCCGUCCCGUACAAAGUCGGCCAACCCCGACUGUCCACGUUCGAAACAGCGCUCGUGAACACGCUCCCCCUCACCUACUUCAGUUCCAUCUGGUGGGUGGGCACGCAGACCGGGGUCUGGUCCGGCGUUUUGGUCUACGGCCUGCGAAAGGCGAUUUCGCAGAACUUCGGGGGUGAGCAGUUGCGGAAGUACUACAUGGCGCUGGCGGCCUACUGGCUGUUGAACCUCCUGUCCCCGACCAAGCAUUCCGGGUUUUUCCGCAACAAAUCGGUCCGCAACCUACCCAUGUUCCGGGUUUUGUCCUCCUACUACCCGCACAAAAACAUCGUCACCACGCCGCUGACCGGGAAAAAGUACUUUUUCGGGAUGCACCCGCACGGGGUGCUGGCGCUCACGCUGGCGCCGUCGUUCGCCGAGGGCUGCGGGUUCGAGAACGAGCUGUUCCCCCAGUUGCGGAUCCAAGUCUGCACCGUGGACGCCAUCUUUCUGAUGCCCUACGCCAACGAGCUGAGCCAGACCGCGGGGAUGGUGACCAACCAGAAGAGCCAGAUGGUGAAGAACUUGGCGAACAAUAAGUCUUAUCCCGUGUAGAAAAGAUCAGAUAAUUGUCGUGGUUGGACAAGCACUUGCAUAACAAGUAAUUUUACUUCAUACCUUCUGACACUGCAUGAGCAAUUGCAGUUUUCACUUCUUCGUAGGGGAAAUUUGUGAUGCGCUGGGUAGUACAACCACUGCGGCUAUACAUGAUCAUCUUGUUGUACCACUUCAUAAACCCAUCGCGAACUACAUUGGUGGCGCGGACGAGGCGCUGCUGUCGGGCGGCGGGAAGAUGCGGUUGAUUUUGAAGAAUCGGAUGGGCUUCGUGCAGGUCUGCGUCGCGACCGGGACGCCGUUGGUGCCGUGCCUCGCGUAUCAACCGCAAAUAUGUCUGGGUCUGGGAGAAUGUGAGGUUUGUCAUGCAUAUCUUACAUGAUCUUAAUCCAUGAUGUCUGUGAUGCAUGCCUGAGCAUCACAGAUUUUUUGAAAGCGUCUUCAUGCCUAUUCUGCAUGAGAAACACCCUCUCCACGUUGCAAAAACCUGACUCCACUUGCUGCUCACGCAAUAGAGAUUUUUUUCGAGUCCCAAUGUAGCAUCACAAGUUGCAUCCCUCCCGACCCAGACAUAUUUGCAUUCCAUAUCGCCUUCGGGGAAACCGCUUUGUACCGACAGGUCUUCCACCCGGCGUUGCGCAAGCUGCAGCUGUGGAUGGGCAAGCACCUGCCGAUCUCGUUGCCCGUGGCCUACAACGGAUUGAAGGAAGACCACUGGAUAUGCAAGAAGAAAACUGUGUAAGUGUAACUUUUUUGGAGGAACAGCAUCACAAGUUUGCUCUGCAUGACAGAGAAAACCUGUCGUGCGUAGCUACUACGUGAAAACACGUACGAAAAGAGCCUCUGAUGCAUGUUCAGCAUGACAGUUGUAAGCGUCUUGCAUCGUCUGCAACACAGAGGUACAGCUACACAGUUUUUUCCUUGGAUACUGGAUCACGCCCUUCCGCCCGCGCCGCGUGCCGACGUUCACGGUGUUCGGGAAGCCGAUCGAGUGUCCGCUGGUGGACAAGAAGAGAGAGCCGGAGCGGUUUCGCCAAGUCGUUGCGGAAAAGCACGCGGAAUACGUUGCGCAGUUACGGGAACUGCACGAGAAGUGGAAGUAUGGAAUGCGAAUAUGUCUGGGUCUGGAAGAUUCGGAGGCCUGUCAUGCAGAUUUGCCAUGAUCCAUGUCGUCUGGAAUGCAGGACCUAGCGUGACAGGAUGUGCAGCCCCUUUGUGAUGCCUGUUCUGCAUGAGAAAUGCCCUCGCAGCAUGGCCAGAACUGAGCGCCUUUUGCACGUCACGCAACACAGAAAUUUGCAUGAUCCGCAACAUGCAUCACAGGUUCGCACCCUUCCAGACCCAGACAUUCAUAUUUGCAAUGCAUAGGAAGCAUCUGGGGACGGCGGAAGACCAGGAGUUGGAGAUCUUGUCGGUGGAGGAAAGUCGGAAGCCGCAUGUUUUGGGCGACUUGAAACGCGGGCAGGAGAGAAUGGAUGAGCUGAAGAAAUUGCAGCAGUACGAUUUACGGAAGGGCGGGAAAGUGUUGCUGGGAGGGAGUGAGCACUUGCGGUAUAAUGCCAGCUUGUGAUGAAGAUAGUUUUUCGAGUCUUUUUUUGUAAGCAAAAAUUUUGUUUCCCUGUGAAGCUGAACUUACCUGACUUGCAUGAAGCAUAUACUUACGCAGAAACUGUGUCGGCCAAGUCCAAGUCCGAGUGUGUAUGGAGUAAGGUACAGUUCGUUCAGAUAAAUGACUUUUUGAGACAAUACCAUGAUAGAUAACAUAGCAUAAAACUAAGAGCACUUUUGUUUUUGCGCAGUGCCGUAAGUCAUCUUCCGUUGUGAUUAUUGAUAUGCUACUUUCCACCUUCCUGCACUUGCUGUGUGAUUAAACAAAUUUUCCAUGUUUUUAUUUUAUUUUUUUGCAUACAGUACUACAUCGUGAAUGAACGGGAAGUUUGGGUCGGCUUUCGGGUGUAGCUCGAGUUCUGCCGUAGUGAAGUCAUUGCGCUUUGACAAAGAAAACUGCACUGUUUCUACAGAAACAGAUCUCAUGGCUUUUUGAAAUCAUAGCACCCUUUAGUAACUUGGCAAAGCUUUUGAACUGAUGUUCCUUCAAAUCUUUGGCUCUAGAGGCAAGUACCUGACAACGCACUGGCAAUGGAUUUUGGAAACUAUUCAGGUUUGUGUCAGCGGAUGGAAAUCGUAAUUUCUUCUUUCAAAAACCAAAUUUAACAUGUGUUCCUUGCACCUAUUCAUGGUCGUAGCUGAUCGUAGAAUUUGUCGCGAGACCCAAUUUAAUGAAAUCGCUUCCGGGACAGAUAAGAAAUUGUAAAUAGAAGCACGUCUACGAAGACAUAAAAUCACAGGGGUUGGAUUACUGAAAAGCUUUGGUAGCGGCAGAUAGAGAUCUCUAGUUCAUGCGAAUUAUGUGGGCACACACUAAGCGCAUUUUUUGACGAAUGGACUUGUAGGUGUGAUUUGUUUGUCUAAUUUAUGUCCAAGUGUUCAGGUUGUGCCAAUUGCUUCCAAGGC
This is a messenger RNA of Amoebophrya sp. A120, 3231 nucleotides long. NCBI's taxonomy places the organism in Eukaryota, Dinophyceae, Syndiniales, Amoebophryaceae. The record is from the annotation of a GenBank genome assembly.